Messenger RNA from Prorocentrum cordatum, 2073 nucleotides. NCBI's taxonomy places the organism in Eukaryota, Dinophyceae, Prorocentrales, Prorocentraceae. The record is from the annotation of a GenBank genome assembly.
AUGCCUACCAACUUUCAUGUGGGAGGGCGCAGGCUGCUGCUUCUCUCCUGGAGAUCGGCCCUCGCGGGCGCCACCCUCGCCGCCAGCGCGGUGGCUCCACGCGGCGAUGCGGGCGCCCGGGUGCACAUCGCCGUGGACGCCUCUGGCGAUAUUGCUCCACCAGCCGCCGCAGGCAGAAGGCCGCUGAUGAGGAGGGCCGGCCAUGGCCGCGACAACACCACCGCCCCCGCCGGCGCCGACGUCCAGCCGCACGAUGCGUUGUCCGGCCCCAGCCGCGCGCGCGCGGGAGGGCCCCUGGAAGCGGGCAGCGUCGCCGCCGGCAGCCUGGCGGCCGACGUGGCGCAGGCGAGCGGCUGUGGUUAUGAUCAGAUGUCCACGAAUGCGUCGGCGCUGGCAUCGACGUUUUUUCAUGCCUGCACAAUCCACCAAUCCAGCUGGACAUCCUGCUGCUGGGGUGGCAAUGGGCAUGGAGAGACGAAGGUCCCGGAGGACCUGGGGCCCGUGCAGGCGAUCGCCGCAGGUGGCUUCCACACCUGCGCGAUCAGGCAGUCCGACCGCACCGUCCAGUGCUGGGGUGUCGAUUGGCAUGGGCGGACGAGGGUCCCCGGGGACCUGGGGCGCGCGGAGGCGGUCUCCGCAGGUCGCGCCCACACCUGCUCGAUCAGGCAGUCCGACCGCACCGUCCAGUGCUGGGGCGGUGGAGCGGUGGCGCUUGUGCUGUCCAUCGAGAAGCAGAAGCACGAGGUGGGCAUCGAGAAAAAGGCGGCGGAGAAAGCGAGAGAGCAGGCGGCGAAGCGAGAAGCGAAGGUGCAGAAGGAGAAGGAGUUGGUGCAGAAGGAGAAGGAGGCGGCGGAGAAGGCGAGGCUCGCCGCGCAGAAGAAGAAGGACCAGGUGGAGAAAGCGAGAGUGCAGGCGGUGAAGGAGAAAGAACAAGUGCAGAAGGAGAAGGAGAAGGUCCAGGAGGAGAAGGAGGCGGCCGAGGAGGCGAGGCUCGCCGCGCAGAAGAAGAAGGAUCAGGCGGAGAAGGCGAGGCAGCAGGCGGUGAAGGAGAAGGAAGCUGCGGAGAAGGAAAAGCUCGCCGCGCAGCAGAGGAAGAUCCAGGCGGAGAAACAGGAAAGGCAGGCGAAGAAAGAGAGAGAGGAGGCGAGGAGAGGUAAAGCCGUGGCGGUGAUAGAAAAGUCCUGCUCCGCAGAGCUGACGAGGCAGGUCAAGGUCGAGAUCUCAUGCGCAGGGACAGCGGGCAACGCGACGUACGCCGUGCCCGUCCCAGACGGCGUGAUGCUCUUCGGGUCCCCCGUGCAGGCGCACCGCUGCACGAAUCGGGGGGCCUGCAUCGCCGCGGGUGCCCAGAGCCGCCGCUGGGAGGGCAGCGAGAUCGAGAUCGGCGGGGCCGCGUGCCCGCUCGGCACAAGCGCGUCCAAUAUGUCAUCGCCCAUGUGCGGCAAAGGCUAUGACGACCAGAGCCCCGGCUGCAGCCGCUGCAGCGAAGGUUACGGGCGGGCGAGCUCGGACGCCUUCGUCUGCCAGGCGUGCGGCGCGACGGCCUUGCAGCUGGCGGGGUACAUGAUGAUCCCGCUGGCCAUCUACAUCAUAUCGGUUCGCGGGGCCCUGGCCCGGGCCCGGACCCGCAGCGGCAUCUUCAACGACCUGCUCAAGAUAUUCCUCUCCUUCGGCCAAGGGGCGACAGUGGUCAUGAGCGCGGUAGUGACGAGCGACUCCUACCAGGCGCUCCCGGAGCUGCCGCAGAAGUUCUUGAGCUCGGGAGAUUCAUCCGUUGAGAGAGCGGCCCUCUAUCCUAGAGCCUGGACUGCCUCACGAACUCGACGGUGGGAAUCGACAGGUUCCUCUUGCUGGUUCUCCUACCUCCUGCUACCAUUGUGCUGGCGUCGUUCCUCAUCAUUGCCGCUCAGCGGGCACAGCGUGCCUCCCACCGCCCGGCCAAGUUCUACAUCACUCUGGUAUCCCUGGUGGCGGGGAACCAAUUCCUCGCGCAGAUCGUCGGCGCUGCCUUUCGCACGUUGCCCUGCGCUCACACGCAGAAGGCCGAGGGGGCCGAGUCGCGCCAGUUUCUGA